AUGGAAGCUGCUAAUAAAAAGACCUGACCUAAAAGGGUACUUCUCGCACCUAUCUUUUCAACUUCAAUUUGUCUUUUCCUUAUGAUCAUUUCUGCAUUUUACCCCAGCUGAUCAACUCUCAGUCAAAAUGAAAUUUCAUAUCAAUUUAGUCUUUUCAGCUGCCAGAAUUGUGAGCCUAUGUACAGUGGAUGGAGUUGGCAAUGCUUUUCUAACGUAUGCGAUUCCGAUGAUACUAUUGGAGACUGCCAAACUUAUUCAAAAAGCAUGAAUUCAUCUUAUGCUUAUUUUGUGCUAGAAGCGUUUUCCUUUAUUACUGGACUGAUUUUAAUUGAAAAAUUAAUAUUGCUUAUGGACGGCAAAAUGCAGUCCAAAAAUACAAUAUUUUAUUUACAGUCAUUUAUCAUGGCAGCUAGUCAUAUGAUUGCUAUUUCUGCUUGGCUUAAUUUAAAUGAGGCAGAUUUUAUUUCAUAUAAGCCCCUGGUUGAUGCUGACGACGUUUCACUUCAAUCAGAAACUGGGCCAGAAAUUGCAAAAAUUAAUUGUUUAAUGUGCAUAUUGUCUUUCAUCCUAUUGGUGACUGUGCUGCAUAGACAGCCUACUUUAAAAUCCAUUGAGAGCUCUACCGAUAUGCAAAUGAAUUUUAGAAAAUAUAAAUUUGACUACUGAAUGUGGAUCGUCGGGUUUCUUUUUGCAUCUGGCGUAGUAACCAUCAUUAUAGCACUAUCAAAUAGAUGGGUUUUGAGAAAUUCAGACAGCAGUCUUUGAGAAGGUGGUCUUUCAAAUUGCUAUAACUGCGAAAAAGAUUUUUCCUAUAUAAGUUGAGGAUGUUUAUCAUCUUUCUAUUGCUCCAUUGACUCUUCUGCAGGCACUUGCAAUCUUUAUAAGCAUUUAUCUAAAGCCUAUGAGGCUUAUGUUGUAAUUGAAUGUCUUGGACUUAUCAGUUCAAUAUUUUUCCUUAAAACUUAUUUCCACCUCAUCAAUAAAAGAGACUAUGGACUCUCUGCUAUGAAUUAUGUAAAACUUAUAUAGUGUUGGGCAAUCUGCAUAGCAAUGUUCAAUUUCACUGCUACAGUUAUCUGGUUUAACCAAAGCAAAGCAAAGUUAGCAAAGACUUGUGAUUCUCCUGCAGAUAUUCAUGAAGAGCCUGCCAUAUGUUCGUCUUAUGGGCCUUAUACAAUUUUGAUAUCAAAUGCAUUUUUUAUACCAAUGGCAAUCAUAUUUUGCUUUGCGUAUUAUAAAAGAACUGACGAGUCUAGGCAAGUAAUGCUAGCAGAAACGCAGCAAAAGCAAAGUGAUUCAUUUUCAGAUAAAGGUGGAAAUAAUUAA
Messenger RNA from Blepharisma stoltei, 1326 nucleotides. The record is from the annotation of a GenBank genome assembly. NCBI's taxonomy places the organism in Eukaryota, Ciliophora, Heterotrichea, Heterotrichida, Blepharismidae.